Molecule: messenger RNA, 1656 nt
Organism: Saprolegnia diclina VS20
Lineage: Eukaryota; Oomycota; Saprolegniomycetes; Saprolegniales; Saprolegniaceae
Exons: 1
Coding region: 7-1539 (510 amino acids)
Biological process (GO): ammonium homeostasis; ammonium transmembrane transport
Cellular component (GO): membrane
Molecular function (GO): ammonium channel activity
Source: RefSeq, a predicted model, not a curated record
CCUCGGAUGACCGUCAGCAGCAUCCGAGCCAAUUCGACGGUGUCGCUCGUCAUCGACGGGACAUCCGUGGAGAUGACGUGGCACGAGCUCACCGCGCUGCUCGCUACCAACGCGUGCGACGGCGACAGCUGCGCGUCGGACGUUGCGUCGGCCUCGAGCGUCGACAGCCUCUGGCUCUUAUUUGGCGGCUGCAUGGUGCUCCUCAUGAUCCUCGGCUUUGCGCUCUUAGAGGUCGGCUGCGUCCACGUCAAGAACACAAAGCACAUCCUCUUCCGCAACAUGAUGGACCUCUGCAUGACGGGCAUGACGUUCUACGCGGUCGGGUACAGCUUUGCGUUUCUCGAUGGCAACGCCUUCAUUGGCACAACCGGCUUCUUCCUCCAAGGUGACGCCUUUGCAACGAGCGACGAGCUGCACUUCGAGGGCCACCAGUACGGCGACUGGUUCUUCCAGUGGGCCAUCACGGCCGUGUGCGUCACGAUCUUCUCUGGCGCCGUCGCCGAGCGCAUCACGUGGCAAGCCUACGCGCUCUACUCGUCGCUCGUCGGCGCGUUCAUCUACCCUAUUGCAGCGCACUGGAUAUGGUCGGCCACGGGCUGGGCGAGCGUCACGAAUGGCGAGCGUCUCUUUGGCGUCGGUGCGAUCGACUUUGCCGGGUGCGCGGUCAUUCACAUGAUUGGUGGCGCGUCUGCGCUUGUCGGAUGCAUUCUUGUCGGGCCACGCACCGGCCGCUUCCGCGCCAAUGGCAGCCACGACGAGCUCCCCAAGCAGUCGGUGCUAUAUCAGAGCAUGGGCACGCUCAUCCUCUGGUUUGGCUGGUACGGCUUCAACUGCGUCUCGACGCUAACGCUGCGCGGCAACAUGCCAGAUGUGAUGGCCAAAGUCGCAGUGAACCUCACGCUCGCUGCGUGCGCCGGCGGCCUCACCACCGUGCUUAUCGACAAGCGCUUUGGCGCCAAGAUCUGGGAUCCGUGCAUGGUCAACAAUGGCAUUCUUGCCGGCUGUGUGUCCAUCACAGGGUCGUGCUCGGUCAUCGAACCCGAAUGUGCAGUCGCGCUCGGCGUCCUUGCGUCUUUUGUGUACAUCAGUCUUUCACGCCUCCUCGUGCGCUGGCAGAUCGACGACGUUGUCGACGCGAUCCCUGUGCAUUUGGGCUGCGGCACCCUCGGCGCCCUCGCUCCCGGCAUCUUUGCCUCUCGCAAAGGCAUGAGCAUGAUGUACGACAGCCACUCGUGCGGCAUCUUGUACCGCUGCGACGGCCACAGCGGCCACCAGCUCGCGGCCCAGGUCGUGUACGUCCUCGCAGUCUUUGCGUGGAUCGUCGCCUUUUGCAGCGUCCUUUUUGGCGGACUCAAAGCGGUGGGCCUGCUCCGCGUCUCGGCGGCGGCCGAAGCUUCCGGGUUGGACGUUGCCGAGCACGGCGGCAGCGCAUACCACACGGACCACGACGCGCCUCGUCACCAGCAGCGGUACUACAAAGUCGACUCGAUCGCGUCGUUGCGCGUGGACCCAGACGCUAUUGCACUCUCGCCACCGUGAUCGUCACCCUGUCCUUGCAGUCUACACCCUUACCUAACCCCAAGUUACUAGACUACAAUGAGACUGUGGAUCGUGCAGUUGUCGCGUUGGGAAUGCUGUAGAGCUCGUCGAGGCCGG